Molecule: messenger RNA, 2576 nt
Organism: Octopus sinensis (East Asian common octopus)
Lineage: Eukaryota; Metazoa; Mollusca; Cephalopoda; Octopoda; Octopodidae
Product: innexin unc-9
Exons: 4
Coding region: 465-1724 (419 amino acids)
Source: RefSeq, a predicted model, not a curated record
UCUCCUUCUCCACAUUUAAGUGUUGUUAAUCCUCUUUCUAACCAUUCACUUGACACGAUCAGUAUGGAGUUACUACUCUCAGGCAGCUAAUAGAUAUUUUUCGCCUGCACUUAAAAUUUUACAGGACCUCGUGUACUAAAACAACAUUGGUGUUAAUAUAGACAAUAUAAUUUAUUAAUCCCAAUUUCGUUCAGCAAGAUAAAAAACAACACAAAUUACACUAAACGCCUCCCUUAUUUUUAAAACUUGAUAACUUGACAAUUUUUUGAUUAUUGUCAGCCCCUUUGAUUAUAUACAACCCCACCUAAAAUAACCAAUUAAUUGCCGCAAGUGAACUUUACUGGUCCCUUUUAAAUAAACCUCCACGUGAUUAUUAUUUAUUUAUUCCUCUGUUUUUGUUCCUUUAAUUUCUGACUUAAGGAAAAUCACAUUACCGAAGCCGCGCUAAAAAAGCAGAUAUAAAUAUGAUUGGCUCAAUACUUGGUGGGUUUAUGUCAUGGUCGAGACUGCGAGGCAGCACCAAUGAUGACUGGGGCGAUCGGCUCAAUCAUUUGUGGACAGUUUUUCUACUUGUUCUCUUUGCUAUCGUAGUCACAACAACACAGUAUGUUGGAGACCCAAUUCAUUGUUGGGCUCCUGCUGAAUUUCCUGGACAUUAUGUCGAGUAUGUGAAAUCAUACUGUUGGAUUUCAAAUACCUACUACAUAUCAAUGAACGACAUCAUACCUACAGACAUCACUGCACGUUCCGAUGCAGAAAUUACUUACUAUCAGUGGACCCCUUUGAUUUUACUUUUUAUGGCAUUUCUUUUUAAGUUUCCUAACAUAAUCUGGAGGUUGUUAAGCAGUGUAUCUGGUGUUAAUUUAGAGCGAGUUGUUGACUUGGCUGAACAAACUCAACUUGGAUCCCCUGAAGACCGUCAGAAAACUAUUGAACACAUAGCGUUUUACAUGGAUCGCUGGCUGGAAACCUACCGCGAAUAUAAAAUGAAUUAUGUUGUACGAAUGAGGCAGAAAAUGACAAAAGUUUGCUGUCUGAUGUGUUCAAAAAGAGAAGGGACAUUUUUGGUUGGAUUCUAUGUUUGUGUGAAAGCUCUGUAUGCUGCAAAUGUCAUUGGACAGUUUUUCUUAUUGAAUGCCUUUAUGUCUAACCAGUUUUCAGUAUAUGGUUAUGAAGUUCUUGAAAUGGUACGUAAUAAGGUUCCUUGGAAAGAAUCCGUCAGAUUCCCUCGUGUGACUCUCUGUGAUUUUGAGAUAAGGCAGUUACAGAACAUUCAACGUUUCACUGUCCAGUGUGUUCUUCCUGUUAAUCUAUUUAAUGAAAAAAUCUUCAUUUUUCUUUGGUUUUGGUUAGUCUUUAUUUCUAUAGUUACAUGUGGCAAUUUAUUGUUAUGGAUUUAUCGCACAAUUUUCCGUCAGUCUCAUGUUAAUUAUAUCGCUAAAUAUUUGAAGUCUUCAGAGGAUAUAUUCACAAGUGAAGACAAGAAACUGGUGCAUCGUUUUACAACAGACUAUCUGCGAGAUGACGGAUUUUUUGUAUUACGCCUUGUUUCUAAGAACUCCACAGACUUGGUUCUAGUUGAUUUAGUGAAAGAAUUAUGGCAUUUAUACAAGAACAAAAGUGGUCGGAAAGCAGGCUCUCCAGAUCUUAAUAACACUUACAAAGAUACUCUAGACAAAGAUGACAUUUCAAAAGAUCCAUCAAAACAGCCUCUAAAGUCGUAGAUCAACAGCUCUUAGGUUACUUAUAAUCCUAUCCAAAUGUUUAUUUUGAUUACAUCUAGGGAUUAUCAUUCCAUUAUGUCCCUGGUUAGUGGCUGAUUAACAAAAAAAAAAAAAUGUAUAUUUUCAGUACGAAUUAGAUACAUUUAUAGGUUUGUAAUAGAACAGGUGGGAUGGGGGACUCUCAGCACCUUAAAUGUAUAAGAGUAUGCCUUACUAAUACUUCAUUAUAACUUUUCCUAUUUUCUGUCAGUCCAUGCUAAAUAAAUCACAAUAUUUCAACCGGUGUAAAAUGUUUGAUGGUAACAUUUAACUACCUUUGUAAACACACCUUGGCAGAACCAUUAGAGCAUUGGACAAAAUGUUUUGUAUUUCUUCUAACUCUUUACAUUUUGGAUUCAUAUUCCAAGAUCAGUCUGGCUUUUGUAUCCUUCCAGAGUAAAUAAAAUAAAGUAUCAGUCAAAUACUAAGGUUGAUGGUAUUGACUGCCCUGCUCUUCUCAAAACUGCUAGCUUUGUAGCUAAAUUAGAAACUACAGUAUUGAGAGGUGAAAUGGCUGAUAGAAUAUAGUACUGGAUUAAUUUGUUUCCAAUGUUUAAAUCCUAAUCCACCCAUGGUAUGCCCUGUUACCUGUUACUGUUAACCUAACUUGCCUUAAUAAUAGUUCAUAUCUAUUUAAGAGACUUAUUUUUUACUUUCACCUUUAUCAUGAUUACUAGUGCCAUUUAACCUAUGCAAUCAUCAGAAAAUAACUAGUUCACAUAUAUACUCUCUCCUCAACUGCAUUACAAAAAAAAAAAGAAACAAUUUGUGGAUGUCUUGGAAGUAGUUAAUCAAACAAACCUUACAAGAACA